Molecule: messenger RNA, 228 nt
Organism: Entrophospora sp. SA101
Lineage: Eukaryota; Fungi; Glomeromycota; Glomeromycetes; Entrophosporales; Entrophosporaceae
Source: the annotation of a GenBank genome assembly
AUGGAUCCUAAAGAUAAAUUGCCAAGUAGAACUGCAUCGCCUAGCCCUUCUUUAAGCUCAGCUUCUAGUAAUAAUAGCACCGCUAGGAGACUUGGCUCAUUACAGCCAGAAUUACCUGCUCCUGGCAGAUUAGCAUCUGUUAGAACCAUUCCAACAGGUCAUUACUUUCUACCAACCUCUUCAAGGGUGACACUUCGUGGAACACAGAAAAUGAGAUUUGUUCCUACU